AAAGGUGUAAGGAGACAAAAAUGUCGCAGACAAAGAUUACGUGCGUUUCCCAAUGCAGCAUUACUAUGAAGUAUUUUAUAGCCCUUUUAUUGACCAAUUAUAUAGUUUUCGCUCAGAAUGAAGGUGGCCAGAGGUUCGCUGCACAUUUUUCCAAUGAUGAUAAUGCUAACAGCGCAGUACCAAGUAAACCGCUGAGAUUGACAGCAUAUGGCAUAAAUGCCUCAUCAAUCGAACUCUUAUGGUCCGAACCAGAGAACAAGAAUGGCAUAAUCCAUGAAUAUUGGGUGUAUUAUAUGCAUUCCAAUUUAACCGAGGUCAAGACAUUAAGAACGAAUAACGAGACCAUCGACUUUAUGCUGACUGAUUUAGAGCCAGUGACGGACUAUAAAAUUUGGGUGAAAGCAUUCACUGGAAUGAAUGAGGGUGAGCCAUCCGAUCACAUUAUGCAAAAGACUGAUGUUGCGGGUCCCAGUGCGCCCAUAAUCCUGAAUCUUACUUGCCAAUCACGAGAUGCCAUGUACGUUUACUGGUCACGACCCGAGACCUUCUGGAAUUCAAUAGAUUAUUACUAUAUCAUGUAUCGAAAUGAGUUGGCGCACAAGCACCUCGAAAUUGAAAUUCCAACAUCAAAGGAGCAUCUUAAUAGUGGGAUUACAAUACCAAAUCUCACAAUGAAUACAAUCUACGAAUUGAUGGUUUGUGCCGGUACGAACAGUUCCAUCAAUCCACAUUUGAUAAUCCGUGGAAAUUGUAGUGUACCAAGAAGUCAACGGGUAGCAUAUAAUUGUGAUGAAGGACCUUCUACAAUACUUCGUAGAACAAAUGAGCUAAGCGCUGGUGUAAUAGCGGGAAUGAUUUGCGCAAGUUUUGCAGUUUUACUUACAAUCGUUGCACUGAUCUUAAGGAGGCACAUCUUCAGAAAAUGCUUCCAAACAUCCUAUUGCUUCUUGGACUACCCACCAAGGAAUGUACCGACACUCCAGGAAUGGGAGAAUAGCAAGCAGGAUGGUGAAAGCACGACAGUUCCAGUACACCACUUUGUACAACAUGUUGCUGCACUGCAUGCUGAUGGUGACAUUGGAUUCAGCAGGGAAUUCGAAUUAUUCCCAAAGGAGACUGAACUAUAUUUGGCGGAUAAUUCAAAGUCGGCAGAAAAUCAAACGAAAAAUCGUUAUGGAAAUAUUAUUGCAUAUGAUCAUUCCCGUGUCCGACUGCUACCCUGUACUAAUAACCCGCCCAACAAAGGUCAAGAUUACAUCAAUGCUAAUUACAUCGAUGGAUGGCAACGAUCUCGUGCGUACAUUGGGACCCAAGGCCCGCUCCAAUGGACAAUCGAAAGUUUUUGGCGUAUGGUAUGGGAACAACGCGUGUCAAUAAUAGUUAUGAUCACAAAUCUUGUUGAACGCGGACGUGCCAAAUGUGACAUGUACUGGCCGAAAGAAGAACCGGAAAUUUAUGGAAAUAUUCAAGUGACACUUACUAAAGAGGAUAUCAUGGCAACGUACACAGUUCGUACAUUGAAUAUUCGCCAUUUGAAAGUUAAAAAGAAGAAAAAUGGUACAAAUAUUGGUGAACGCACUGUUUAUCAGUAUCAUUAUACUGGGUGGCCUGAUCAUGGUGUUCCAGAUCAUCCAUUACCAGUCCUCAGUUUCAUCCGUAAAUCGUCAAGUGCCAAUCCGCCAUCAGCCGGACCUAUCAUUGUUCACUGCAGUGCUGGUGUGGGCCGUACCGGUGCCUACAUAGUAAUUGAUGCUAUGUUGAAACAGGCCAAAACUAAAGGUGAAGUAAAUAUAUUUGGUUUCCUCAAAUAUAUACGUACACAGCGUUACUCUUUGGUACAAACUGAAGAGCAGUAUAUUUUCAUUCAUGAUGCUCUCCAGGAGGCGAUUGAGAGUGGAGAAACUAAUAUCAAAGCUGAAAAUUUGCAUAAGUUUGUACAAGAUAUGCUAUCGCCAAUGAACACGCAGUCAGAUCCGUGGAAUUCUUUGGAGGCACAGUACAAGCUCGUUACAUCUUGGAAACCGAAGGAUUUUAAUAUAGUAUCGGCGACAAAGCAGUGUAAUGAGAAUAAAAACCGAAAUCCUGAAAUUAUAUCCAUUGAAAGUUCACGAGUGCAUUUAACGCCAAAAGCCGGGAUUGAUGGCAGUGAUUACAUCAAUGCAUCAUGGUUUCCUGGAUUUAAUAGAAAUCGUGAAUUCAUAAUAACGCAGCAUCCACUACGGGAUACCAUAAAAGAGUUUUGGCAAAUGCUUUGGGAUCAUAAUUCACAGACAGUUGUAAUGUUAACAAAAUGCGAUGUGGAUUAUCCAGAGUUUUGGCCAAGUGAAAAGGAGGAAUUGAAAACUGAUAACUUUCGAGUUUAUUUAUGUGGAAUAAAGAAAACUACAGGUGGUGUUGUACUAAGAGAAAUGAUUAUGAAAUCACUUCAAGAUGAUUAUGAAAUGACUGCAAAAGUAAUUCAGUGCCCAACGAAUCAUCGUCGAAUGUGGCCGCAUGACGAUAACCCAACUGCUUUUAUCAGUUUGACACAAGAGCUUCAUAGGGAUUAUCAGAAUGGUCCUAUUGUCGUAGUGGAUAAAUUUGGAGGAAUUGAGGCGGCUUCAUUCAUUGUGCUGACGACACUCAUGAAACAGCUAGAUUAUGAAAAAACUGCCGAUAUUUAUAUGCACUCAAAAUUAUUGUAUAUGAAGAGGCCUGGGAUAUUGCGUUCUAAGGAAGACUAUAUGCUCAUCUACAGAUCCGUAGAGUCGCUUCUGACGUCAGAAGUCAAGGUUGAUCCGGAUGUCUACAUAAUUACCAAUGGCCAUAUCAACUGCUCUAAUGAUUCGAACAAUUCAACCACCACUGAAUCGCCUCAACAGAUUUUAGCAGCUUACACGAUGCAGAAUAUUUCAGUUUGUGAAUUUAUAGGUAGUGAUGUAACAGUGGACCUUGAUACAGAUUAUGGUAGUGCAAAUCGCGUUAAUUCAAUCAACGAACUUGACCGCUCAGUUCAUGAUGGGCAACCAAACUGCGUUGCUUUUGGUAAUCAUCAUAUCAUUUCUGAUAGCAAUGGUGUGCUGCUCAGAGAUCAAAAUUACGUUGUUCACUCUGGUAUCGAUGAUAAUGGUUAUAUCACUAACGGUAACAUGAGAAUAUCACCUGAGGGUAUGGAGGCAAGUUCUACUAUUCGACCUCAAUGAUGGAGGCAUUCUGCGUAUAAUGCUGAACAUACAUUAUCGGGUUCUAUAUUGAAACAAAUUGUUUCUAAUCAUAACACUCCCUUCACUAUGAGUCAUUUCGGACUCUGCUGGUAUGGAUAUAACACUACUAUGAGAGUCACAUAUAAAACAAUUUCCAAGACUAGAGACUGCCAAGUUCGUUCUAACUUUGGUCAUUGUAUUUAAAUUGAUCAAUGAAGCGGUAGAUUAAAUGACUUCUCAGGCCCGAGCUGUGGGAAGAUAUUCAAAAAGAACUAACAGAUUAUUUCGAGAAUAAUCAAAAUACAAGAGAAGUAGUGAAAUGUUUUGAGUAUCUGAAAUUUUAUUUCCCACAGAAAAGGGUCCCUGGUGUUCAAUUGCAUCCAUUGGUUGAAUACUUAUUCGCGACAUAAAUAGCACAAAAUUCUGAACCUCAUAUGCUCGUUUCAGAGAAAAAUAGUGAUAAUCUGUAACACAGAAUAAGACUUUGUUAUGGGUGGAAUCUGUAACACGAACAAAUUGAGUGUAACGAUAACAGCUCAAGAGUCGAUUUCAAUGCAUUUAAAGUAUUCGCUAUCAAAAGUUGGUCGUAAAUUUUAAUAGUAGUACCGAACAAUCACUCAUAGUUUAAUUUUUCCACAGUGGGGUACCCAGUUGGGACCAUUCUUUUACAGCGAAGAGUACACAAACGUGUUUGGAUUGGUGUUCCUAUGUGUUCUUGUAAUACUGUAUGUCGAUAUAAUUUUAUCAAGCUACCAGUCCAUUUCAUGACGGAACAAAAAAACCUUACAUUGUUGUUAAUAAAGAAUAAUUGUAAAUGUGAGUACACAUAAUCUACGGCCUAUCCAAUAAAUCCUGGUCGCCAAAGAAUUUAGAAACAGUGGGACUUGUAUCUUGUUAUGCAGAACUAUUGAAAAGGAUAGUCCCGGUCGAACGGAAGUAGGUUAUCCAAAACCAUACAUCAAGCAGAACAAAAAUACAAUCUUAGUGAAACUGGGUGAUCGAA
Messenger RNA from Fopius arisanus, 4185 nucleotides. Its product is annotated as tyrosine-protein phosphatase 99A. The record is from RefSeq and is a predicted model, not a curated record. Bases 21 to 3182 code for a protein of 1053 amino acids. Gene Ontology annotation, molecular function: protein tyrosine phosphatase activity; protein binding. Gene Ontology annotation, biological process: protein dephosphorylation. Lineage: Eukaryota; Metazoa; Arthropoda; Insecta; Hymenoptera; Braconidae. The transcript is spliced from 8 exons.